Thelazia callipaeda (thelaziosis nematode) is the source of this 867-nucleotide messenger RNA. The record is from the annotation of a GenBank genome assembly. NCBI's taxonomy places the organism in Eukaryota, Metazoa, Nematoda, Chromadorea, Rhabditida, Thelaziidae.
AUGAGUAAUAACAAAAAGUGGUGGAAUCCUUCUGAUGAAUUACCACCGCCAUCGAUGCGAGACAAAUAUAUUCCUAAUCCUUUACAAAAAUUUUCAUCUCAUAAGCAUGAAUCCAACAGUGAUUUAAGAAAUUCUAAAGUAUGUGGAAAUCAAAAUCAUUCUUUGGCAUUAAAAAGUAUGGAAGAACGAGCACGAAGGUUGCGAAUGAAUGCAGAAGAUAAGAAUAUACCUUCAGUUACUAAUAUAGAAGAACGACUUGCAAAGCUACGUGGUGUUUCGGUAGAAGAUAUCAGACAUCCCAGGGUUUUUGUUUUGGACCAAAAUAAGUAUCAAGAAGAUGAAGUUGAGAACUUGAUGAGACAAGCAAAAGAUAACGCCAAAAUAGAUAAGAAGUGGAGUCAAGAUCUUGAAAGUACAAAAUAUUCAUAUGAUUUAAGCAGUAUACCAUCGACAUCCAAUGCAGACAUAUUAAUAGAUAGCGACACGAUUGGAAAUUUAAGGGAUUUGCAUCAAACAUUAAAGUUAGCUAAACAACAAAGCAUAGAAGCGGCUGAUUUGAUCGAUGCGAGUACUAAUGAUAAAUCAGUGGACGAGGAGAUUGAAAAAUUACUAAAGCAGACCAAACAAAACUCUGUGAAAUCGAAGAAAAUAAAUAAGGAAUUUAACAAAUUUUUUGAACAAAGAUUACAACGCGAAAUAUCUCAUGAGUCAAGUUCGGAAAGUGAAAAUUCAUCUGAUAGUGCUGAAAUUGAUGACAAAAUGACAAAAGUACAUACAUUCUUCUUACCUUUGCAAAUUGAUUAUACUGCAAGCGCAACAGGCAAAAAAAGUGAAGAAAAACCAGAAAAAAGAUGCAAAGAAGAGUAA